AUGAUUGGAAAAAAAUUCAAGAACUUUGUUGGAGUUUAUUUCAAUAAUGAAAAUUGGGCCGUUGUUCCACAGAGCUGGAUUUUCAGUAACUCUUCUGGUCUGUCUUCGUACUGGCCUGGUGAAGGAAAUCCGAUCAAGCUGGCCCAGCAAAAAUGCCUUCCUGAUAAGAACAACUGGAAGAAAUGGCCUAUAGCGCGAGUUGCCGCGACUUCAGAUGACUUUUCUCAGGUGGAAGGCAUGAUGCUAUCUGACUGCUCCUCGUCUUCCGAGGACGAACUUGUUGAUGUCGGCACCACACCUCUGUCUUUGCCAGACUUCAACCCGCCACCGUAUCGGACUCUUCGGCCUGAGGAGGGAGCCGCACCUCUGUCCCUGCCAGACUUCAACAAGCCGCCGUAUCGGACUCUUCGGCCUGAGGAAGGCGCUACACCUCAGCCCCUGCCAGACUUUAACCCGCCGCCGUAUCGGACUCUUCGGCCUGAGGAGGGCGCCGCACCUCUGCCUCUGCCAGACUUCAACCCGCCGCCGUAUCGUACUCUUCGGCCUGAGGAGGGCGCCGCACCUCUGCCCCUGCCAGACUUCAACAAGCCGCCGUAUCGGACUCUUCGGCCUGAGAAAGGCGCCACACCUCUGCCCCUGCCAGACUUCAACCCGCCACCGUAUCGGACUCAUCGGCCUGCGAGUAUGAGCGCAAGUGGCCAGGGGCUGACGGCUUCACCUGACAGGAAGAAGUUGCGCUUAUCCGAGUGCGGGCCAACUUACAAGCCAGCGCCCUGCAGGCCGACACCGUCGACGCAGAGCGACGGCAGUUUCACCGUCAAUUCAGGAAGCGCACCACCUGGCCAAAGCAAUGCCCCACCUCAUGCUCGGGCUGGAUCCUCUCGACGCAGUCCGUGUCUACUAAAUCGUUCUAGUCCUUCUCAUGAACACGAAUUUUCAGGGUUGAGGUCCGCCACUGACCCAGGGGGCGCGCGUGCACUGAAGUCGCCAUCUGGCAAACAAAAACUCCAACAACGUGGAUCAGACAAUUCCAACCCUUCAUUGGCUGUGCCAGCAGCAGAAGAUUCUUGUGAUGCUCCGGAGUUGACCAGAAGUUUCCAGUAUGCCGCCGUGGAGAAGCGCCUAUCAGCCAUAGAAAAAGAACAAGCCUCACUUGGAAAAAUGCUGAAGAAAUCGUUGUUUUUUGGACAGGAGAACAACUUAUUGCUCAAGGAGCUUCACGAGAACAUCCUGCAAAUGAAGAGGAAGCCAUUGCAACCUCUCUUCUUCGAUACAUCUUUCAUGGAACCCGCUGCUACACUAGAAGAACUGGCAGUUUUGUUGGCUGGAGCAAACAUAAUCGAAACGCUACGAAGGCUGGAGGCCUCAUCGCUGAAAGCCACCUUGAGGGCGAUGCUCAAGCGCCUAAUGACGCGGGCCCUCGCGGUCACCUUCUCCUUCACCGGUUUGGACGGAAAACGAUUGAGAACUAAAAUAAGUCUCAGGGAACAUGGAAUUUACAGAGUUCUUCUUGACGCUAUUGACUGCACGUCUUUCGGAGGAUCUCCUCGGCAAGAAAUUGACCGGGCCCUGAAGUGUAUUAUGAAAAAUGUAGCGGACUGGGAAAAUUUCCGAGCCAGUCGUCGGAAAAAUGAAGAGCUACAACACAGUGAAAAAGUAGACGAUGCUGGACUGAAUUGCACUUCUUCCAUGCAAGCUUCGAACUCGGACCAAAACACUUCUCUGCUGACGCCGUAGCAGCCAAUUACGGCCCGCUAAAAAAAACACUCCUGCCCAAGGCUUUUUUUUUAUUUUUUCCGCAUUAUUUUAAACUUGACACUCAAUCUAUAGAAAGAUGAGUUGUCUUCGGACGUAGCCGGAAGAUUGUCAUUAGCUGGUUCUCUACUAUAUUCAAGUUUACUAGUCAGUCAUGUGUGCUCUUCAAAUAUCGGCUGAUAUUCUUCUUGGUCUUUAUUUUCUUAUCGUUCGAAUUUUUCUUUUACGGACACUCCGUACUACGUUAGUUAUUGUUGGGCUGCAACCAGUUAUUCAAGGAUGGGAUUGAUUCACAGCUGUAUUGAAUUUUUUAGUGUGAUGCACACCCGGUGUUAAUUAAAAACCUGCGCCCCCAAGUCACUUCCCUCAGAAGCAUUCAACUGCGACGCUCCGUUGGAGCCAAAAACUAAUAAACCUCCAGUCGGAGUUCUUAGCAUGGCGCAGCCGAGUUGCCAUGCUACUUUCUAACGCGUUACUCGUCACUCUUGUUACUCUCUAGUCUCAGCUGUGUUUUCUGUUGCUUUCUGACGUGUCAUCCUCUCCUUCCUGCCAUGCUAGCCUCCAGUCCAGGCGGUGUUACUUUCAACUUCAUGCAGUUUUACCCUCCACUCUCCGUUUGUGGCUUUCUUAUGAAAAAGAUGUUACUCUUAAU
Messenger RNA from Hyalella azteca, 2407 nucleotides. RefSeq lists its product as uncharacterized. Bases 1 to 1737 code for a protein of 578 amino acids. NCBI's taxonomy places the organism in Eukaryota, Metazoa, Arthropoda, Malacostraca, Amphipoda, Hyalellidae. The record is from RefSeq and is a predicted model, not a curated record. The transcript is spliced from 8 exons.